GUCCAAGUAAUCGUGACCGCGCACGCAAGACCGGUUUUUUAAUUGGAGGCGUGUGCGUGCGCGCCCCCGUAGACUCUUUGUGUAGUGGCGUAGAGAGACGCGCAGAGUUUAGCCAUGGCGGACGAAAAACCCAAGGAGGGAGUGAAGACGGAAAACAACGACCACAUCAACCUGAAGGUGGCGGGGCAGGACGGCUCGGUGGUGCAGUUCAAGAUCAAGAGGCACACACCGCUCAGCAAGCUUAUGAAGGCAUACUGCGAGAGACAGGGGCUGACGAUGAGGCAGAUUCGGUUCCGGUUCGACGGGCAGCCGAUCAACGAGACAGACACACCUGCACAGUUGGAAAUGGAGGAUGAAGAUACAAUCGAUGUGUUCCAGCAGCAAACAGGAGGGCUCUACUAAGACGUCAGAUCACCCGCCCCUCGCCCCACCUUCCUCAUCCUCACCCAUCUUCCUCCUCCUCGCCCCCUCAACCCCCCCGGCCCCAUCUUCCUCUUCCUCGUUACCCACUCUUGCUUUACAGAUACUGUUCCAUUUACGCCCUUCCCAUUUUCUCCACAAAAACCGACCCGUGCAAAAUUAGACAUUUCCACAGCUGUCCAUAACUACUGUUGUAUAGUGUUUUAAUUCAUGUUUUUUCCUCUUUAUUUUGUACAUAAGUGAGAAACUCAUUUAGCUAUUCAGAAGAGGCAAUAACUACUGGAAUCAGCUCAAGCCUGAUACUGUGGAGAAGGAUGGACAGCAUCAUGACAAGCAAAAAAAAUAAAACAUUUGAAAAUUGAAAAUAAAAUUAUGAAUUAAAACCCCAAAAAGUCAUUUUACACCUCAUUCACUGCGAGAAUGAGAUUGGCUGGUUAUCCAAACUUAAUUUUCUGUUAUCCGUUUCAGAAAAUUGAUUUUAUAUCUUUUUUUAUAUUGUAGUAGUUAUGUGUAGAAUAUAUAUUGUUUCAAAUGUAGAUCACAUUUAAAAUAAAGAACCCAACCGACAGGGUUUUAGUCCAGAUUUGUGUUGUCUAAUCAAUUUCUUGUUGAAAUAAAAUAUUUCUCCUUUUUUAAUUAAA
Messenger RNA from Conger conger (European conger), 1061 nucleotides. Its product is annotated as small ubiquitin-related modifier 2. The transcript is spliced from 4 exons. The coding region runs from base 115 to 402 and encodes 95 amino acids. Lineage: Eukaryota; Metazoa; Chordata; Actinopteri; Anguilliformes; Congridae. Gene Ontology annotation, biological process: protein sumoylation. Gene Ontology annotation, molecular function: protein tag activity; ubiquitin-like protein ligase binding. The record is from RefSeq and is a predicted model, not a curated record. Gene Ontology annotation, cellular component: nucleus.